AUGUGCGAGCGGGCGGCGCGCCUGUGCAGGGCCGGCGCGCACAGGCUGCUCCGGGAGCCGCCGCCGCAGGGCCGGGCGCUGGGCGGGCUGCUGCGCUGGGUGGGCGCCAGGAUGGGCGAGCCCCGGGCGCCGCCGGCGCCCGACGCCCCCGACACCCCCGUCGCGGACCCCGGCCCCUACCCGGGCCCCGCCUCGCCGCGCGGGGGCACCGCCGUCAUCCUGGACAUUUUCCGCCGUGCGGACAAAAACGAUGACGGGAAGUUGUCCUUGGAGGAGUUCCAGCUCUUCUUUGCAGAUGGCGUCCUCAAUGAGAGGGAACUGGAGGAUCUCUUCCACACCAUCGACUCUGACAACACCAACCAUGUGGACACCAAGGAGCUUUGUGACUACUUUGUGGACCACAUGGGGGACUAUGAGGACGUCCUGGCUUCCCUGGAGACCUUGAACCACUCCGUGCUGAAGGCCAUGGGCUACACCAAGAAGGUGUACGAAGGCGGGAGCAACGUGGACCAGUUUGUGACACGCUUCCUCCUGAAGGAGACGGCCAAUCAGAUCCAGUCCCUGCUGAGCUCGGUGGAGAGCGCGGUGGAGGCCAUCGAAGAGCAGACCAGCCAGAUCCGACAGAACCACAGCCGGCCCAGCCACAGCGCAGUGGAGACCUGGUCCGGGAGUCCCACUCCCCCCUACGCCCCCAACCACAAGCUCAUGGCUGCGGAGCAAGGAAAGAGCUUCCCGCCUGGCACCUCAGACCCCAAGGAGGACGGCCUGGAUGCCCAGAUCAGCAGGCUGGCAGGGCUCAUUGGACGGCUGGAGAACAAGACCCUUUGGUUUGACCUUCAGCAGCAUCUCUCGGAUGAAGAAGGCACCAACAUGCACCUGCAGCUGGUCCGGCAGGAGAUGGCCGUGUGCCCUGAGCAGCUGGGUGACUUCCUGGACUCUUUGCGCCAAUACGUGCGGGGUACCGCUGGGACUAGGAACUGCUUCCACAUCGCUGCCGUGAGGCUGGCGGACGGCGUCACCUUCGUGGUCUAUGAGUUCUGGGAGACGGAGGAGGAGUGGAAGAGGCACCUACAGAGCCCUGUGUGCAAGGCGUUCCGGCACGUCAAGGUGGACAUGCUGAGCCAGCCUGAGGCCUUCUCCCGGAUCUCCGUGCCAGCUGCGUGGUGCACCCUGGGCCGUGACUGACCGCCUCCCCCAGGUCCCACAGAUGAGUCUGCCGC
Molecule: messenger RNA, 1220 nt
Organism: Budorcas taxicolor (takin)
Lineage: Eukaryota; Metazoa; Chordata; Mammalia; Artiodactyla; Bovidae
Gene: NECAB2
Product: N-terminal EF-hand calcium binding protein 2
Exons: 13
Coding region: 1-1185 (394 amino acids)
Biological process (GO): regulation of amyloid precursor protein biosynthetic process
Cellular component (GO): cytoplasm
Molecular function (GO): calcium ion binding
Source: RefSeq, a predicted model, not a curated record